AAAUACGUUGAUGAUCUGAUAAAUAAAUAAAUAAAUGAACGUAUCAACUGCUGGUAAUGAAUAUGAUAGCGCUAGGCAGGAGCUAGUUGAUGCAUUAAAGAAAAAGAAACAAUUUGAUAAGCAAUUGAAUAGCAUUGAGAGUGAAAUCUACGCUAAUGAAACUAGUUAUCUAGAAGAGACUAAUGUACCAGGUGGUGGAAACGUCGUUAGAGGUUUUGAUGGUUUCUUAAAGCAAUCAAACAAUAACUUAAUGAGCUCAACUGGUAGCGGUAGACAAUCAAACGCAGGUACAAAACGAUUUGAAGUCACAGACAAUCAAAGAAUAUUCUCAAAUUCAUCUGAUAGUGUAAUUUACAAAGAUUAAUUAUAAAUAUUCCAACUAUUCCUCCAUUUAAGGUGUUUAUGCUUGCUGAUCGGUCCAACCAUACCAAAAACAACGCCAUUAAAGUGAUAAAAUGUUACGAUGGUGUUCACCGCUAAUAAACCAAAAACGAACCAUUUGAAUCUUUCUGGUAUUUGUCUCUUGAAUAUCAAAUGAUCAAGUACUAAACCCAUUACCAAGAUUGCAAAGUAUAAAGCAGGAAGAUAAUGAUGUAAGUAUGUUACUCUUCCCAUUAUUAAGAAUGGUAUGUAGUGGAAAACCCAACCACCAAAUGCAAUCAUUCCGACAUACGUAAAGUAAUCAAUUUCAU
This is a messenger RNA of Wallemia mellicola CBS 633.66, 692 nucleotides long. RefSeq names its product NuA4-domain-containing protein. The coding region runs from base 35 to 364 and encodes 109 amino acids. The record is from RefSeq and is a predicted model, not a curated record. Gene Ontology annotation, cellular component: NuA4 histone acetyltransferase complex. The transcript has a single exon. Lineage: Eukaryota; Fungi; Basidiomycota; Wallemiomycetes; Wallemiales; Wallemiaceae.